Messenger RNA from Helicoverpa zea (corn earworm), 788 nucleotides. RefSeq lists its product as uncharacterized. NCBI's taxonomy places the organism in Eukaryota, Metazoa, Arthropoda, Insecta, Lepidoptera, Noctuidae. The transcript is spliced from 3 exons. The record is from RefSeq and is a predicted model, not a curated record. The coding region runs from base 29 to 766 and encodes 245 amino acids.
CGCAGUCGUUGGUUUGUUGCCGGUAGCAAUGGACGGGAAAAAAUUGACGAUAUUGUUAUUAGUGCUCUCACCUGUUUUUAUUGUGAGUAUUUUUAUUUUCUGGUUGUUUUUUGCAGCAUGGACCACAUCCAGGGAGGACAGAAGAGAGGCUCGUGUGAACGAGCGCGACCCUCGGAGGACGGUGCACUACCACUCCAAGAGACAUAUGUUACCUGAGCCUGAAUCCAAGAGGCGGGCUACCACGCCACGAGCUAGGGAGUUCAGGAAAAAGCCAUCAGGACAUUUAACACCUCUAGAAGAAGAUGACAUCGAUAAUGAUGAGGUGAUCUCCGUCGCCAUUGGCCCUCCUCCCAUCCGACCGAAAUACGACAAGGUGCACUGGAAGCAUCCUCCCAAGGCAGUCUCUCACAACGUCUCCAACGCAACAGCCACCAACCUGGUCAAGGACAUCAUCGUACAACUCGGCAGAGAAUUCCUUUCACGACAAGUCAGCGAAGAUUUUGUCUUCGGCCAGUACGUCGGCAAUGCCAUGAAGAACCUUACUGCAGAUGUCAAACUAAGAAUGCAACACGAAGUUCUAGAACUAAUCGUCAAAUAUCAAAGACUCAGUAAAGGUGACGCCACAACAAGAUCUGAAGAAAAAGUGACAAGUACCAAUUCUUUGCCCAUCUUAAAGGAUAUUAAGAUGGAGAAAAAAUUUACUAAUGCCAACGAAACGGAGGAUACGUGGCCAGAUUUCUCGAAUUUAGCUAAGAUCGUUGGUUAAUCUAUGUCAUAUAAUUUUGUAA